Molecule: messenger RNA, 3203 nt
Organism: Phacochoerus africanus (Common warthog)
Lineage: Eukaryota; Metazoa; Chordata; Mammalia; Artiodactyla; Suidae
Gene: B3GAT1
Product: beta-1,3-glucuronyltransferase 1
Exons: 6
Coding region: 133-1176 (347 amino acids)
Biological process (GO): chondroitin sulfate proteoglycan biosynthetic process; carbohydrate metabolic process
Cellular component (GO): Golgi membrane
Molecular function (GO): galactosylgalactosylxylosylprotein 3-beta-glucuronosyltransferase activity
Source: RefSeq, a predicted model, not a curated record
UGUCCCACCCAGGUCUCUGGCCAUCCUCUUUGCUCUUUCUUGCAGGUGUCCACUCCACAGGGCUCCUGACCACGCCCGGACGGCAGUCCUCCAGACUCUGGUCAGGCCAGACUCCGCAGACCUGCUUCGGCAAUGGGUAACGAGGAGCUGUGGGCCCAGCCAGCCUUGGAGAUGCCGAAGAGACGGGACAUCCUUGCGAUCGUCCUCAUCGUACUGCCCUGGACGCUGCUAGUCACCGUGUGGCACCAGAGCACCAUUGCACCCCUGCUGGCCACACACAAGGAUGACGGAAGUGACCCCCGGCGCGAAGCUCCCCCCGGCGCGGACCCAAGGGAAUACUGCAUGUCUGAUCGCGACAUCGUAGAAGUGGUGCGCACUGAGUACGUGUACACGCGGCCCCCGCCCUGGUCAGAUACACUGCCCACCAUCCACGUGGUGACGCCUACCUACAGCCGCCCGGUGCAGAAGGCGGAGCUGACGCGCAUGGCCAACACGCUGCUGCACGUGCCCAAUUUGCACUGGCUGGUGGUGGAAGACGCACCGCGCCGCACGCCGCUGACAGCGCGUCUGCUGCGCGACACCGGCCUCAACUACACGCACUUGCACGUGGAGACGCCCCGCAACUACAAGCUGCGCGGGGACGCACGGGACCCGCGCAUCCCGCGGGGCACCAUGCAGCGCAACCUGGCGCUGCGCUGGCUUCGAGAGACCUUCCCGCGCAACUCCAGCCAGCCUGGGGUCGUGUACUUCGCGGACGAUGACAACACAUACAGCCUGGAGCUUUUUGAGGAGAUGCGCAGUACCAGGAGGGUGUCUGUGUGGCCCGUCGCCUUCGUCGGUGGCCUUCGGUACGAGGCCCCACGGGUCAAUGGGGCAGGGAAGGUGGUCGGCUGGAAGACGGUGUUCGACCCCCACCGGCCAUUUGCAAUAGACAUGGCAGGAUUUGCAGUCAACCUGCGGCUCAUUUUGCAGCGAAGCCAGGCCUACUUCAAGCUGCGUGGUGUGAAAGGAGGCUACCAGGAAAGCAGCCUCCUCCGAGAACUUGUCACCCUCAGUGACCUGGAACCCAAGGCAGCAAACUGCACCAAGAUCCUGGUCUGGCACACAAGGACAGAGAAGCCGGUGCUGGUGAACGAGGGGAAGAAAGGCUUCACUGACCCCACGGUGGAGAUCUGAGCCCCAGGAAACAGGAGCCUCCUUCUCAGACCCUGCUCCUGGCCUCCUUCUCUCCACAUGGCUGGUGGUCCCUCCGAGGCAGCCUCCUAAGGACUCGCCACCACCCUCCUUUCUACUCUGCAGCCUUCAGAGAGAACCCAGCCUGAGGCCAGGACAAAAGGACGGAGACCCUAAAGCACAGAAACCCCGGACCUGUUCUGUUCCAUCUGGCAUGGCCAGGGGCCCAGCUGCUGGCUGCACCAGGCCAGCCAGCAAGCCUCCUGCCUUGGCAGGGCCUGCAGGACACGUGGGCCCCCCAGCCCGGGGUGAUGCCGUGCUGGGAGGGAGGUGAAAGGCCCAGCGGUCCAGCGAAGCCUCCCUGCUCCCUUCUCAGGGCUCCACAACCACACAGGACACCAGGCCAGGGACUUCUGAAGAUGGAGAGCAGCCCACAUCCAACCUCACCCCAUGUCAGGAAUGCACUGCUCCACUGAGAUGCAGCCCUCAAUUUCCUCUGGCUCCUGUUUCUAGAGCAUCAAGCUGUCUGUGCUCCCAGCAGGCAGCCUCCUAGUCAGGGGAACCAGACUGCUUGCAGGCACCCCCCUCGCAGCUCCCCACCUCCUCACACCUUGUGGUGGAGCAGAGCCCCUUUCCCAGCCCUCAGCCGUUGUCCCUCAAGCCUGCUUCUUCCAGCCCAGGAAAGGAGGCAGGCCCUUGGGCCAGCACAGGGCCAUGGGCUGACCUGGACUAGACCCUGUCCACACGCUGGCCCCCCCGCCCCCGGCACUGGGUUCCAGGUCCCUCUCCUGGGCUGGGAAUGGGGAGACAGAAGUCCCCCAACCCAGAGCUGUGAGAGCCACAAACCACAGGGGCUCCAAGAGGCCAGGCGGUCCCAGGGCUUCUCCCUGCCCCUGGCUGGAGGGGGACAACUUUGGAUCAGCAGAGGGAUUUAUGGCUGCUUUGGAAAUCAUGCCAUUUACACACAAAGUGGGAAAGAAAACUUCACUUCUUCCUAAACCGGGGCACACAGAGAGCAAGCCAGCUUCACAGCGAGCCGCCCCCUCCAUCCCAGAGAAGGAACAGAGAGCGGCCCUUGGCCAGGAGGAGAGGCUUCUCUGGCUUUCAAUGGGGCCAGCUCCUCCACUGGUCUCCCCCUCAUGCUCCUGACUGUUGGAAGCACAAUUUCCCUCCUUCGUGGAGGCAGAGGAAGGGCCUGAGCCCUCUGAAGAGGUGUUUAUUUUUAACCGCUAACAGCCCCACUCCGCUUAAACUCACAGGACAGAUCUGAGGACCGGGAGAACCCACUCCUGGGUGCGUGCGUGGUGGGUGGGACUCAGCCCAGCGACCUAACAUUCACAAAUAGCAUCGGCUGCCUAUUUUGAAACGGAUUUAACUCCCCACCGUAGUCAGGAAACCGUCAAUGGGAUCACAUCCCUAGAGCCCUGAAUCAGCUUGCAGGAUGCCCCACACCCAUGGCGAUUUGGGAACCGCAUGGGUGGCAGGAAAGGAGGGUGGGCGGGCACAGGCCUCUGUCAAGUGUGGGAUUUACACCAGGCCCUCUGCUGUCUCAUUUGCCAGGACCAGCCCUGAUCGCCAGGUCAGAUGGGCUGGACUUGGGCCACCCUCUUGGCCAAAAACCCAGGGCUCACUUUCAGGAAGUUGAUAAUGAACCACAAAAUGGGAUAGUCUCUCUCUUUUUUAUUUUAUUUAAUUUUUUAUUUGGGCAAAUGCUACUUCUUUUUGUUUUCACUUAAUACCCUCUCUUAGCUGCAUGUGUAUUUAUUUAUAAUUAUAACCCUGGUGGACUGCAGCUUUCAUCUUUGUUGGGAAUGAGUUGGUUAGGAAUCAGAACUGGGUUCAUGACUGCAGUUUAUUUUCCAAAGCCAGUCUGUUCCCUGCUCCCACCGUAUGGAGUGAGACGGGGGCUCAGAGUCCAGAGGACAGAGACAGGAGGGUGGAGCCCAGGCAGCUGUGCCAUCUGGUCUGUUUUAAUUUAACUGUAUUUAAUUUGUUUCGAAAUUAAAAGUCAAAUAUGGUUUUUAACAGUC